This is a messenger RNA of Hemicordylus capensis (graceful crag lizard), 7348 nucleotides long. It is a transcript of the gene ATCAY, whose product is annotated as ATCAY kinesin light chain interacting caytaxin. The record is from RefSeq and is a predicted model, not a curated record. Gene Ontology annotation, biological process: apoptotic process. The coding region runs from base 582 to 1664 and encodes 360 amino acids. Gene Ontology annotation, cellular component: cytoplasm. The transcript has 13 exons. NCBI's taxonomy places the organism in Eukaryota, Metazoa, Chordata, Lepidosauria, Squamata, Cordylidae.
AACACCUUGGCAGGAUGAGGCCAGGGCCAAGAGCUGCCUUGCUUCCUUGUCCAAUUGGAGGCGGCGAGACCUCGAGAGAGGGGGCCUUUAUUUCCCCACCCCACCUCCCUCCCCUCACACAGCGCCUCCCUCCCCAUCCCCAGCACACAAAAGCAAAGCAAUUAAGCUGUCUUAAGUGGGUUUAAGCUUCAGCCACAUUGCAGCUGGGAGAGGGGAAAUGACAAGAAAGAAAAAUACCUUGGAGGCAACGCAGCACAUCAGCUGAGCCACGAAAGACUAGGCAGAGGGGCAUCGCCAGACAGCAAGCUCUCCAGAAACGGAAAAGACAUCUUUGCUCGUGAAGGCCGAGUCGUGCCGGGUGCGGCAUGAUGCGGCUCCACAACCCAGCCCUGCGUUGCUUUGAUGCCCCGCAGAUGAAACUAUCCGGCAUCUUACGGAAAGCCUCCUAGACCAGGGCACGAUGCCCCACAGGAAUUUAGCCGGGAUAUUCUGAGUGACAGCAGCAAGGAGACACUUGCAUGCCACCAAGAUUAACAGCAAGUUAACCUUCCUGUGCUGCCCACUUCCCAAGACAGAGCACAAUGGGGACGACUGAAGCCACGCUGCGCAUGGAGAAUGUGGAUGUGAAGGAGGAGUGGCAGGAUGAAGACUUCCCCAGGCCUCUGCCUGAAGAGGCAGGAAUGGAGUCUUUGGGAAGCCCAACCGAGAACACAUUAUCUCCUCCAAGCACAUUAAAUUUUAGUAAUGGAGCUCAUCACAAGCGGAAGACGCUCGUUGCUCCGGAAAUCAACAUUUCGUUAGACCAGAGUGAAGGCUCCCUUCUGUCUGACGAUUUCCUGGACACGCCUGAUGAUCUGGACAUCAAUGUGGAUGACAUUGAAACUCCAGAUGAGACAGAUUCCCUCGAGUUCCUGGGGAAUGGAAAUGAACUGGAAUGGGAAGAUGACACUCCUGUGGCUACAGCCAAAAACAUGCCAGGGGACAGUGCCGACUUAUUCGGGGAUGGAGCUGCGGUAGAUGGAAGUGCUACCAAUGGACGCCUCUGGCGGACAGUCAUCAUUGGCGAGCAGGAGCACCGCAUUGACCUGCAAAUGAUCAAACCAUACAUGAAAGUGGUGACACACGGAGGUUAUUAUGGGGAAGGCCUCAACGCCAUCAUCGUCUUUGCUGCCUGCUACCUGCCAGAUAGCAACCUGCCUGACUACCAUUACAUCAUGGAGAAUCUCUUCCUGUAUGUGAUUAGUAGCCUGGAGUUGCUUGUAGCCGAGGACUACAUGAUUGUGUACCUGAAUGGUGCCACACCACGCCGAAGAAUGCCAGGGAUCGGCUGGCUGAAGAAAUGCUACCAGAUGAUAGACAGAAGAUUACGGAAAAACCUGAAAGCACUGAUAAUCGUUCACCCUUCCUGGUUCAUUAGGACAGUGCUGGCUAUAUCAAGGCCAUUCAUCAGUGUGAAAUUCAUCAAUAAAAUCCAGUAUGUUCACACUUUGGAAGAACUAGAGCAUAUCAUACCCAUGGAGCAUGUCCAGAUUCCAGACUGCAUCCUACAGUUUGAAGAGGAGAGAAACAGAGCCAGAAGAGAAAGGGCAGAAGAGAAGCAGGACAUGACCGAGAGAGAGAGGCCUAUGCUGCCUGCAGAUGAUCAGGAAACAAGAAUGUCAUGAAUGACAACACUAUUCUUGAAGGAUCUGAAGAAUGACCCAGCCUGAUUUAUUACCCGCUGUAAAAUGACCUUCCUGAUGUUAAGACCUCAUGACCAUCUCAUCUUCAGUCCUGUAAGACCAAGGAAUCUGCCGCUACAUCUUGAAGACACACAAAGUCACUUUGGCCAUUUGGAAGACACUCCAUUGUACAGCAGUCAAUGAAUUCCACUUCCCCGGAAUGGCUCUCAGGCCUUAACAUUUCACACCUGUUGCAGAGAGUUUGUGGUGCAAACAUACAAAGAUUCAAGCACAACAGCAGGCUAUUGUUUUGCCUACCACAUGGCGUUCAGACCAAAAUGGAGAAAGAGUGCUCAGUUUUUUCUUUAUUCGCUGCAGGCUGGCAUAGCAACGCUGGGUCAGCAAGUGCAUAUCCAUUCCUACGGAUGCAUCAUAACACAGGCUGCUGCCCCAUGCAAAUAGUUCGGCCAGGAAACAUGCAAAGCCAGCCUUCUUCCCCUUUCAGACGAGGUUUGUGACACCAUGGCAACCCUUUUGCUGAAGCCUUGCAGGGUGAAUGAUGUGAAGGUCAAUUUUAUUUGCUGUGACCUUCCUGAAUGGUGUCCAUCGUGGCUUUCAUCCCAGAUGACAGAGGAUCUUCGGUGGCAGGUUUUAGAAAUGUUUUCACAAGUCACUUCAUACCAAGGUUGGGAAAAGGAUAUGAAUUUAACUCAAGGAAAUUGACACAGUGGACAAUCAUUCUCUUUGUAUACCUCCAAAAGUCUGAGAUAAGCUGCUGACGCAUGGACAUGCACCCCACAACUCAGCUAAGCAAAAAAGGGAAGACAGCUGGCUGCCUUUUUCAGUCAUCAGUUGAUUUAGCUCAGUCUUGUCUACACUGACCGGCAGAGCCUCUCCAGGGUUUGUGAUGGGGGUCUUUCCCACCUCUACCAGGAGGGUUUUUAGACAGCAGGCUUUUCUGCGAGUUUGAAGUUGCCCCCCAUAACCAAUGCAAAAAGUGAUUUUUUUUACUCUGGAUAUAAAUCAGGUUACACUCAAACACACUAUGAAAAACCUGAAUCGUGUGUAAUGUGCUCCCUGAUAGCUCGCAGGGACUUUGAGAUAAGAUCAAUCUGGCCAAUAUGUGAAUGCACACCUCCAUUCCAGAGGAGAUGUGAGCUAAAAGCCCUGUGUGGGAAAAUGCCCAGGAGAUGCUGAGGACUGAACCGCAGAUCUUCUGCACACAUAGCAGAAGCUCUACCACUGAGCUAUAAGGGUCUUGUACAGGGAGUGGUGCAAACCAAAAGGGACAGAGUUAGGAAAUACACAUAUUACAAAAAGAUGAGGAAUAAUAUUGCGAUCACAUGGCUUGAGAAACACACACACACCCUUCAUUUUUAUGAUUGUAUUCCAGUGUUCUUCUAAAGACCUCAGGGAAGCAUAUAGAAAGGCUUUCCCAUAUCCUUAAAAUCAUACCAGCCCAAAAUCACCCAGGCAACUACGUGGCUGAGUGGCAAUUUGAGGCCAGGUCUCCCCAGCCCAAGUCUGAAGCAAUGACCGCUAGACCACACUGACUUUACAGGCACUGAGAUUGUUCGUUAACACGGCCAUUUCCAAACUAAUAUCACAACCAGCAGAAUGAAACAUCUCACUGUUCCUCCUUUGAAUCACCCACCCGCACAGUUACAAGCUUAGAUCUUCCACUCCAGCAACAUCAAGAUCCUGGUAGCUCAACAUUUCAGUAUGUGCUGCUUUAUAUUUGGCGCUCAUGUUUUUCAAGUUCCACAAGAGGGCAGUGCUGGCAAAAUUACAUUGGCAACUCUUCCCUGCAAGGCCGAGGAGGUUUUUUUCUUUUUUGAAGUCUCCUUGAUGUCAGCAGUGGGCAUCCUUUUCUUUCAAGUGCUGCAAAACAGCCUGGAACAUAAAUCUGGCUUGCUUGUUCACAUUCUUGUUUAACAUGCACCAACAAACCAUGUGAAAGCAGGCGAAAGAGUGUUAGCAACAUGGAAACAGGACACACUUUCAAUGAUGACUUUGCUGAACUGUUCAUAAGCAAAGGAGGACGUUAACCCAGUGGGAACAUAUUGACAUUCUUGAAGCCAUAUGCUUCUGGGACACUUCAGCCAUAGCCCCUUGCGGGCCAUGAAAGUGGAAUAUCUAUCCUGUGGGGUAACUUUGUGUACAAGGCACACCCCACAAAUCAUUAAAGCUUCUGGGAAAUGUAUGGGUCACAAUCAAGACAUUUGAAACUUUGUAGAUCAUGUGCUUAAAGUGUACUAUAAAGAAAAUCAGAACAGUUGCAGAGACAUCUUCCAGGCCGGACAAGAAAUGGCCAUUGGACAGUUUUGAGUAUAUUCAAAGAACAUAAGAAACUGCCUUCUGCCAAGUCAGGCUACUGGUCUAUCUAGCCCAGUUUCUUAGCUUGGAGAUGCUGGGAACUGAACCUGAAGGGGGCACACACAGGCAAAGUGUGUGUUCUUCUAUGACUGAGUGGCAAAAAUAGCAUGGAAGAGUGUAUCAGAAUAUUCCCAAAUUGGAUAAUGGCAGAUCCAUACAGGACAUUUUCUGCAGAAAUUCAUAGAUUUACAAUGGUUAUUUCCCAUUUUUGUUUUGCUGAUUUUUGUUUUGCCUGCUUCUCUCCGGAAGUAAUUUGCUAUGCAUUUGCUUUUAACAGAAUGGGGUGGGUGGGGGGACUCAUUCUGGAGCCAAGGGAAUGUAUUGCGGUUAAAGGCUGGGAAAUAUGCCCCACCACACACACAGUGUGAAGUGAUGGGGUUUGGAAAUAGGGGUCCAAUGACUACCGACACAAUCUCAAAGGGUAAGACACAUCUGAGCAAACAUAUCUAUAAAAUCUGAGAAUAUCGUGAUCUGUCGAGGGUGGGGAGACCUAUUUUGUCAUCACGUUGGGAACAUUUUGUGUUCUUAUUUAGCAAGAAUCAUGAGUUCAACACUGAAAAUAUUGGUGCAGGUCUUUGAUUAAUACACAGAGAGUGCUUUCAAGAUCUAGAGUAAAAAGACACCACAGAACAAACACAGGGAACAUUCAAUGUGCACGUUUUGCAGCUCAAGCUGAAUCAAAAUGCAGGGUGGUGGUGGUGGCUGGCUGUACAAGACCCUCCCCAUUUCGUUUCAACAAGGUUUAUGCAGGAAAACUUCAAAAUGUUGUGCUUGCAGCCUAGAAUGAAUGAAUUAAUAUUUAUAAACCGCUUUUCAACAAAAGUUCUCAAAGUGGUUUACAUCGAUAUAAAUAAAAUGGCUCCCUGUUUCCAAAGGGCUCACAGUCUAAAAAAGAAACAUAAGGUAGACACCAGCAACAGCCACUGCAGGGAUAUUGUGCUGGGGGUGGAUAGGGCCAGUUGCUCUCCUCCUGCUCAAUCAUCACUUUUAAAAGGUGCCUCUUUGCUCAGUUAGCAGGGGACUAACUGAGAUGAAAAGAUGUAUGAAUAUUCAUAGAUUUAACUAGUUGCAAUGAAGCUAGUUUUCAACCAUUUUUAAAAGCCUACAUAUAAAUGUUCCAGCCCUAUGUAACACACCAGAACCUAGGUUUUAUGCUUUCAAGGCACAAAAAGCUUGUUGUGCGCCUUCAUUUUAAAAGCUUAAUAGAAAACCAAAAGAAAAAGAAAAAAGAUACAGCUCCUGCCCUCUUUUGGGCAGGUAGUUUUGAACAAAACAUCGCUUGAAAACCCUACAUUAUAUUCAAGUGCAGUUCUUCUUUUUAAAAAGUUAUGUCUGUCCUCUCAAUAUCCUUGUGGGAACAGAUGGCAUAGGAUAGCACUGUGUGCAAAUAGUUCUGCCAAAGGACAGGAAAGUGCUGAACUCUAAAACUCAUUCCCCUGAGUUUAUAGUCCUUAUGGCCAUGGAGACAUGCUUGCCCAAUUCUCAGAAGCCAGGGGGAAUCAAGAAGCAAGACUCAGGCAUUGCUCUUAGGCCGCUCCUUCCUAGAAUUAUGCCAAAUCCUAGGAGUUAUAGAAUUAUGCAAGAAUAUUGUGCAAAUGUAGUUGACUUGCAUGAUUUCUAUUGGUUGCAAAGACAAUUUAUUUUAACCUCAGGGUAUAUGCUCUUUUGCUUCAGAAGGGCUCAUGUUUUUACAAAAAGGGGAUUAGGCAAAUUCACUGAGUAGUAAGUCUAAAAAGAGCUAAAGGUUUAUGCUGGUCUAUGACUGUAAUAAAGGUUGAUUGAUUGAGAGCUGGCAGCCAAGACAGCUAUCCUGAAAGAAGGUUUAGAAGCAGUCUCUCUUUGAUAAUCUGUUGAUGGUUGGAAUAUAAAAGUGGAUGGCCAUCAGUUUUCCCUCUAAGGAAAAACUCAGAAGUUUUUUUUUAUGUUCACUCAGUUAAUUUUAGAUCCCACUCAGGUUAAAUCAGGAAGGCCCCACUCUGAAUGCAUGUGUGCACACACUGCCUUGAUCCUUCCACCCAGGAAAAAAAACACAACUCAUUAUGCACACAGAUGAAAAAGAGAAAGAGUACACUGACCAUCACCUUCAUCCUGCUUAUGAGCGUCCAGAAAAAUCUGGCUGCCCAUGAUGGGAAAUAUGCUGAAAUUGAUUAACUCUUGGCCUGAUCCUGCCACCUAUGUUGAAAUGUUUAUGCAUCCUUCUCUAAGGGCCCAGUGCAGCCUCUCCACAACCAGAACUCAUUCUCCUACAUUUAAUUGGUUUUUGUCUUCUACUGUCUUGUAGUUAAUUGUUGCAUUUCCUGUACAUGUGUGUUCCCUCCCCCUGGAAGGGCAGGCUCAGAUUUGGAAAACUGCACUAUACAUACACAUACCCCUACCUCCCAAUUUGAAAUGUUUUGCAAUUGCAGAGAGGAGAGAGAGAACAUUGAUGAAGGGAAGUAUAAAGGUACAUAAAUGUCAUAAAAUAUUUUGCCCAACUCAGUCCUGACACACAUCAGGAUUUACACACCCCACAGUCCAAGCAAAUUUCUGAAAUGCUGAUGUGCAAAGAACAAGCAGCUUGGUUGCCUCAUGCUUCCUGUUCCUCUGCAUUGUCCCGAUGUCCAAUUUUGCACUAUUGCAGUGGAGAGAUGGGAUAACUCUGUCUUGAACAACAUGGUGAUGUGCAGGAACAGGAAGUACAGAUAAUUGCUUUCCAAACCACAAUGGUGAGCAUCAUGACAGUAUAACCAAAAGGGAUCUGAACCAUUUCUAAUCUAAAGAUUUUCUAAAAUUUUAUGCAAGACACAUAUAUGUAUAUAACCUGGCAGAAACAGCUGUCCAGUCUGGUUCAUUCAGUGUCUGCUCCACCCCACCAGGUUCCCACUUCUUGCCUCAAGACUUUUGCUCGCUCACAUUACAUGUCAGAGGAGAAAGGUAAUGUAUAUAUAGAUGUGUUUUUGUAUAUUCCCAGUAAUUAAUAAUAUAGCAUGCUACUGUCCAAGUGAAGUUUCACAUCAAGACAAAACACAGCACCUCCAUACACACAACCAGCUGCGGUUUUCCUGUGUUAAAGUGGAAUCCCUUCUGCCCAAAAUAUACGUGUAAAAUUGUGGGGAAAUAAACAUCCCCCCCCAAACGUGUGUGUAUUUAGAUGGUUUAACUCUAGGAGAUACAGAUUACUGUUUAUGCUAUGUAUUACUCUUGUUUUUCUUGCUUGGUUUGAGGCCAAGAAAAUCUGUGGAUGUUUAAUUUAAAAAGACUGAGUCUUCAACAAGUGUGUCUCUUGCAUUUGCAUACAUGGUUAUGAUGUAAAACUUAGAAUGUCAAAGCUG